Cylindrotheca closterium is the source of this 1101-nucleotide messenger RNA. The record is from the annotation of a GenBank genome assembly. NCBI's taxonomy places the organism in Eukaryota, Bacillariophyta, Bacillariophyceae, Bacillariales, Bacillariaceae.
AUGGACAAAGGCUGGAAGAAGGUAGAAGAUGAGGAUGCCAGAACACUCAUAGAUCUUAUCGAAGAUAUGAAUUGGCCCAAACUCCGCACUGCCGUUCAUGAGCGCCAGGAGGAACUGAAAGAAGUAAGCGGACUUCACGGGUACGAUUGGACCAUACUUCAUUUCCUUUGUGCAGUGCCUCCCGUUCCAAAUGACAUAUUUGAGAGUGUUGUGGAACUGUAUCCUGAAGCCACGAGGGUGCGAGGAAAGAAAUGGGGCCAGACCCCCUUGCACGUCCUGUGUCGGAAUAGCCAAAAGUCAGUUCGAAAGGUACAAAUUAUACUGAAACACAUGGAACCAGAGGAUUUGUUGAUUGGAACCAAUAUCGGUAGUACGGCUUUACACUGUGCAUGUGCCAGUCAUGCUUGGAUUCCCGUUCUUCAAGAGCUCAUUCAAGCAAACCCAAAGAUUGUCUUGGUCGCGACACAUGAUCAACAUACGGCGCUAUCCGCGCUAUUUCAAUCACAUUUACAGACGAUCCAAGGACAUUUACAAGUUGUCCGAAUUCUGAGGGGAGAAACAGUCGAAGAAAACCACUUUACAAAGUUUUGGCAGAAGGUUGUAUUGAUGGCAACUACAGCCUUUAAAUUUUCACCGAUCUAUAAUCCCGACAUGGAGCCUAAUCUUGAAAAGUCCGGUCUCCACGGUCUGCAGUUGCUCCGAGCUCCUUUGCAACUCCAACAAGUCGCCAUCAAACUACAUCCUGAAUGGGUCUCUGUGGCGGAUAGCGCAGGAAACUACCCCUUGCACAAUAUUCUCAUUCAAAAGCCCUUCCGGAUAAAGGAUGUUCAUCUCAUCAGGGACCUAGCGACAGCUUAUCCGGAAGCAGCAUCCAAACGCAAUGCCAAAGGUGAAGAACCGAUUUUUAUUGCACUACGAGGGCAGAUGGCUUGGCAUGCGGGAGUGGAGGCCCUCGUCAAGGCCCAACCAGAAAUUCUUUCUUCUAUGGAUAGUGAGACAGGCUUGUAUCCAUUUUUGCUGGCAGCUUCACUAGAUGGAGAGGUUGCUGUGGAAAAUACCUAUCAUCUACUCUGCGCGAAUCCACAUUUAGCAAAGAUAUAG